CAGAGAAGAGAAGCAGCGGAACCUGCAGCAGCCUUCACCAGGGAGAAAAGCUCUUCUGUUAUUAUUAUUUAUAUUUAUAAUAUUUGGGCUGAAAUUAAACAAAAUGCCGGAUCUGGCUGUAGAAAGGGUCGUUGUUCACCCCCUGGUGCUGCUCAGUGUUGUGGAUCACUUUAACAGAAUCGGAAAAGUUGGAAGCCAGAAGCGAGUUGUAGGUGUGCUGCUUGGCUCCUGGCAAAAGAAAGUUCUUGAUGUGUCUAACAGCUUUGCAGUUCCAUUUGAUGAAGAUGAUAAGGAUGAUUCUGUGUGGUUCCUGGAUCAUGACUACUUGGAGAAUAUGUAUGGAAUGUUCAAGAAAGUCAAUGCCAGAGAAAGAAUAGUGGGCUGGUACCACACAGGCCCCAAACUGCACAAGAAUGAUAUUGCCAUCAAUGAGCUUAUGAAGCAGUACUGUGCAAACUCGGUUUUAGUCAUUAUUGAUGUGAAACCUAAAGAUCUGGGCUUGCCAACUGAGGCCUACAUCUCUGUAGAGGAGGUGCAUGAUGAUGGAACCCCAACAUCUAAAACAUUUGAGCAUGUUACCAGUGAGAUUGGGGCUGAGGAGGCAGAGGAAGUUGGUGUUGAACAUUUGCUUCGAGACAUCAAGGACACAACUGUGGGCACCCUGUCUCAGCGCAUCACCAACCAGGUGCAUGGUCUGAAAGGCCUCAACUCCAAGCUGUUAGACAUUAAGAGCUACCUGGAGAAGGUUGCCACAGGCAAGCUACCCAUCAACCACCAGAUCAUCUACCAGUUGCAGGACGUGUUCAACUUAUUACCAGAUGUGAACCUGCAGGAGUUCAUUAAAGCCUUCUACCUGAAGACCAACGACCAGAUGCUGGUGGUGUACCUGGCCUCGCUCAUCCGCUCCGUGGUGGCCCUUCACAACCUCAUCAACAACAAAAUCGCCAACCGUGAUGCCGAAAAGAAAGAGGGCCAAGAGAAGGACGACAGCAAGAAGGAGAAGAAAGAAGACAAGGAUAAAGAUAAGGAGAAGGAAAGCGCUGCAGCGAAAAAAGACGAGAAAAAAGAAAAGAAAUAAACUUUAAGCCCUGACAAAGACUCUUAGAAUAUUGGCUUAUUUUGUCUGUUUGACUUUUGUCUCAAGUAACAAACAGCCAAUUUCUGACUAAACCUGCAGAUUUUUUUGAUAUCAAAGACUUGUUUUGUGUUUCAUUUGAAGUGGGAAGUGGGUUCAGUUUAAGAAUGCUCGUCUUUGUGUUCUGACCUGAUAUUUGUACUGCUUGUUUGUGUCUACAGAAUAUAUCUGAUCAAGAUUACAAUUCA
Molecule: messenger RNA, 1323 nt
Organism: Trichomycterus rosablanca
Lineage: Eukaryota; Metazoa; Chordata; Actinopteri; Siluriformes; Trichomycteridae
Gene: psmd7
Product: proteasome 26S subunit, non-ATPase 7
Exons: 7
Coding region: 104-1078 (324 amino acids)
Biological process (GO): proteasome-mediated ubiquitin-dependent protein catabolic process
Cellular component (GO): proteasome complex; proteasome regulatory particle
Molecular function (GO): protein binding; metallopeptidase activity
Source: RefSeq, a predicted model, not a curated record